AUUCCUUUGGCUUAGCUUCAUCUCAUAUUUUAUGUGUUAGUCUCUUCGUUUCUGUUCCACUCAUUUAAAAAUUAGUAACCUUCUUCUUUUGUCUCACGAUCAAUCAUUAUUUUUUCAAUUGUUUUUUGGGUUUUGUGAUCUGCUUUUCGUCUUUAGGUCUUCAACUUCAACCUAUUUCAAUUAUUAUAUCAGGAAAAAUGUUUGGUGAACCUGUGAGUUCUGCAGAAGGAGAAAUCAAAGUGAGCUUUGGUUAUCAAUGUAACGGAAAAAAAUCCGUAAAUGAGGAUUCCGAUGGAUGUGAAAUCAUCCCUAAGGCCCGACUUAGAAGAUCUAGUGGAUCUUUCUCUUGUCUUUCUGGUGCUGCAUUAAGUGCUAAUACUACAUUAGCAAACACCAAUAUCUGCAAUGGCUUAAUAGGCUCCGAGAUAUUGCCUAGUUGGGACUCGCCCAAUUCAUUUCACAGGAUUUCAUCCUCUCCACUUUUGUCUAAAAUGGACUUCCUAUCGUCUUCUCUCCAGAAUACGUUAUCAAACUUGAGUGUUAGUCCGUCUGCACUUGGUGAGUCAUUGGAUUGUGAUUUUACGAGUCCUUCCACAACCGAAGGCCUACUAAAUGCCAUGGAAGUGCAAGUUGCUGGUGGAGCGGCUGGUGAAGACAGAGUUCAAGCGGUUUGCUCUGAAGAAGAUGGAUGGCUCUUUUGUGCCGUUUUUGAUGGAUUUAAUGGAAGAGACGCGGCUGAUUUCCUUGCCGGAACAUUAUAUGAUACGUUUUUGAGAAACUUCAAUUUAUUUAAUUGGGAUAAUAUGGGGGGUUUGGCUUCAGAUGAUAUGUUCCAUAAUGGACUAGAAACGGGCAAUGUUUCGUCUCCAAGAAAAAGUUUAUUACGAAUCGAAGAUAGAGAGGAUGUCAAGUUCGAUGCGUUUAGUCACCAGACUUGCACUGAGAUAGACACAUCAUCGGACUUUUUCAAGCAAGCGGUGCUAGAAUGCCUCGAACGAGCCCUUAUUCAAGCUGAGAGGGACUUCUUGUCCAUGGUUGAGUGGGAAAUGGAAGACCGCCCUGAUCUUGUUUCUGUUGGAUCUUGUGUUUUGGUUGCAUUGCUUGUCGGGAAAGACUUGUAUACGUUGAAUUUAGGUGAUAGCAGAGUAGUCGUUGCAACACAGAACGAUGACAAUAAUGCUGGCGAAACUGACAGAUUAAAAGCUAUACAGCUUACUGAUAUUCACAAUACUGAUAACGAAGCGGAGAGAUCUAUGCUUCUUGCAACUCAUGCCGAUGAUCCUGCUCCCAUUACUGCAGGAAAAGUGAAAGGAAAGUUGAAGGUCACACGCGCCUUCGGUGUUGGAUAUUUGAAAAAGAAAAUAUUGAAUGAUGCACUGAUGGGAAUUCUCAGAGUUCGUAAUUUGAUUAGUCCUCCUUAUAUCUCCACAACUCCGACUAUUAAUGUUCAUAGAAUCUCAAAAUCGGAUCGGUUUGUUGUACUUGGUAGCGAUGGUUUAUUCGACUUCUUUACAAACGAAGAGGUCGUUAUACUGGUGCAUUUGUUUAUAUCAAAACAUCCUUCGGGUGAUCCAGCGAAGUUUCUGCUAGAACAACUCGUCAUUAGAGCUGCAGAUUGUGCAGGAUUCAGCAUGGAAGAACUUAUGAAUAUACCACCCGGAAGGAGGAGAAAAUAUCACGAUGACGUGACUGUAAUUGUGAUUCUUCUUGGAAAAAAUCAACGCACUUCAAAAGCAUCGACAUGUUUGUAAGUCUCGAAUUCGAGUUUCUUCUUUCUAUAAUCUAUGGAAUCUGUAAAUAUAAUCUUUCGUUGCCUACAAAACGUGCAUCGUGUUUGAGAGGAGCGAAGAUUCCUCCUAGUAUUGAAGAAUAUUUGAUCUAGGAGGCCUAUAAUGAUAUUAGAAAAACUCAGUUCAUACAGCCAUAUCGUUGUAAUUGUUUUCCGAUGAUGAUGAUAAUGUCAAUAUGUAGAUUAAAGGUUCACGUUUCAUCUUCAGAGAGUGUUCAUUCAGGUUA
Molecule: messenger RNA, 2016 nt
Organism: Amaranthus tricolor (Joseph's coat)
Lineage: Eukaryota; Viridiplantae; Streptophyta; Magnoliopsida; Caryophyllales; Amaranthaceae
Product: probable protein phosphatase 2C 40
Exons: 4
Coding region: 198-1751 (517 amino acids)
Biological process (GO): protein dephosphorylation
Molecular function (GO): protein serine/threonine phosphatase activity
Source: RefSeq, a predicted model, not a curated record